Messenger RNA from Cadophora gregata, 2742 nucleotides. RefSeq lists its product as uncharacterized. The transcript has a single exon. The record is from RefSeq and is a predicted model, not a curated record. Lineage: Eukaryota; Fungi; Ascomycota; Leotiomycetes; Helotiales; Ploettnerulaceae. Bases 901 to 2004 code for a protein of 367 amino acids.
CAGCACGUGACUGAAGGCACACUUCAAGAAUGGAAGAUGAUGUCUGUGGUCAGUCCUGAUUCAUAUCAUACUCACCACACCACCUGUCUCAUGUAUUAACAGUGGUUGAGUACCAAUUCAUAAUUCAUCGGCCAAUGGUGCAACCCUGGGCCACAGUUCUACCAUCCGGAUUUUUGGCGUCCCGAGUUCGCGACAAUCUCCUGUUCAGCACGGCACGUCUCCUUUCAUUGCAUCGCGCGACUACCAACCAAGCUGCUGUCGCGACAGUUCUGUACUAGAACCUGGUCGUGCUCUUCGCCACAUCUACACGACCUAAUACGGUCUUUGCAUUCCCUCCGAAGCCCCCAAGGAGCAGCAAUUGAUAUAUAUGGCAGACUUGCCAGAGCGUCCACUUCUGAAGGGGCCAGUAUGUCUCGAAGAUGCGCUGGACCAAGAUGACGAUAUGCUGGCCCAGCUACGAUAUCCGCAACACAAAAAGGAAUUUUUCGACUAUCUGAAGGCACACGAAGCAGAUAUUAAGAAUUUGGUUUGUUGUCAUUUAGGCAUUGAUCAAUGUCACGUGUGCGUCAUGGAGAUCUGGAAAUCGGGAAGUUUCAACGUCUGUGUCCCAGUCCUCAUCCCUGCGAAUGGCCGUCGAGGGCCCGACAAAAUCUUUGUUCGUUUUCCACUCCCGUACAGAUUGGGAGAGAGAAAUAAGCCUGGAAAUGUGGAAGAGAAGCUAAGGACGGAAAUUGCGGCGUACCUUUGGCUUCAAGAACAAUGCCCUGAUGUGUCUAUACCCGUAUUACAUGGCUUCGGUCUUCCUGAUGGACAAUGUGUGAGUAAAACCGCCAUUUUUAUAACUCUUCUAAAGCUGUAUAGUUUACACACCCCCGAAAUGUGACGUUCUUUGCCACGGCGAUGUUGCGAAUACGGCGACUUGUUUUGUGCUGGCUUGGCUUUCCAGUUCCGUGCAACUACAUACGACAAAAAAUUCACAGCCCAUUCAAGACAGGCUAUAUAAUUCUGAGCGAAGCGAAAGGCGAACCUCUUCAUCAGUCAUGGGAAGAUCAUCGGCACGACAAAUCUUAUCGAGCUAGGCUUUUUCGCGGCCUCGCACGGAUUUCCCUUUCAUUAAAUGACAAACCUCUGCCACGAAUAGCUUCAUUGACUCUUGAUUCGUGUGGUGUCAUAACGCUGUCCAACCGACCCCUUACUCUCUAUCUUCAAAUGCUAGAGAACGAGGGGAUACCGUCGGGGAUCCCACGACAAAGAACCUACACUUCUGUUGAGUCUUAUAUCUCCGACCUUCUUAGCUUUCAAGAUAACAGGAUAUUGUUUCAACCAAACUCGGUUCACGAUAAAGACGAUGGCGAAAUGCAACUUGCAGCGUUGACAGCUCUACGAGCCACUAUGCAUCGCUUCAUCCGUCCUCAGUAUCGUGAUGGCCCUUUUUUCUUUACGUUGACCGAUCUCCACCGAAGCAAUAUCUUUGUGGACGAACAGUGGAACAUCCAAACCAUUAUUGAUCUCGAGUGGUCGUGCUCACAACCUGUGGAGAUGCAGGUACCACCUUAUUGGCUCACAUCUAAGUCUGUGGAUGAUUUCGACGAUCCUGAGUCUGUGAAAGAGUUGGAAACCUUGUUAGAAGAGUAUUUGACCAUCUACGAGCAAGAAGAAUUAGCGCGGAAUGGAGUUCUUUGCCAAGCACCUAUCAUGCGACAUGUUUGCCACUCCGGGAGCUUCUGGUACUUUCAUGCUGUCACAAUUCCCAAAGGCAUGUAUCGGGUGUUCAACUCCAAUAUCCAACCAUUGUUCAACAAAGAACACUGCGAGAAAAAGAUCUUCGACCAGGUAUUCUGGUGGUACUGGGGAGUGAGCGCCCAGGAUGUCAUACAGAAGAAACUGAAGGACAAGGAGCACUAUACAAUGCAAUUGAAAGAGGCGUUUAGUGUUGCCAGGCAAGAUAAGACCGGCCAAGUUCAGAUUCAGGAGACAGGCUCGAGUAUUGAUUGUGAUGUGUAGAGUGGCAGGGUAAUAUGAUGAUUAAAGGGAAAGCUGUUGGCCAUAGACUCAGAUAUGGCGCAAGCUGUGAGUGGAGGUAAAAUACCACAGGAGCCAUACUCAACGUGUUUCAAACUCAUCCGACACCAAGAAAUUCGUAUAUUGAUUGUGCACUGGCCAUAUCGUUUGGAACUAUGUGAUUGGUCCAAUAUCACGUAUUGGGACACAUUCAAAUUCGAAAGGCGGGGUGUGGGGGUCUGGCAGUUGGAUAACAUUGCGGUAUAUUUCCAAGACUUUGCCCUUUCUCGUGUUUCAUGCAUUUAUCUGCAUAAAUCCUGCAGCCUCUUUGUACAAGACCGAGUUUGCUUACAGGGGGAGGGAGGGGCGGUAUUACUGGUGAAUAGUUCGCUUGGGGAUGAGUCGUUGCUACCUGAUUUCAGGCCGUGAAGCCAUUCGACGCUUACCUCCCACCGAAUGGGAUCCUGCCACGACAUUGCAAGAUCCGCGCCCAGCCCUUUUCCCAUUCUCGUAAAUCUGUUGCACUGCCAAAUUUGGACAGAUUUCACUGCUGCCGGUAGUGUGUGACUCAGAUAAAUCAUGAUUGGCAUAGUAUUUGAGAAUGUGGUGCCACUUCUUGAUCUGAUUAGGCUGCAAGGCUGGGCAAUCUACAUGUUCAGUUCGCAAAAGCAAGGCGUCUACAUAUCACAAAUACCUAUUAACAGGUCAAGCCGACAGCUGUUUCAUCACAUUCAUCAAAGA